Messenger RNA from Nezara viridula (southern green stink bug), 1604 nucleotides. The record is from the annotation of a GenBank genome assembly. NCBI's taxonomy places the organism in Eukaryota, Metazoa, Arthropoda, Insecta, Hemiptera, Pentatomidae.
GUUUCCUAGCAGCCAUGGCGAUCGUACUGAUUCUUUUGAGCAUCAUAAUUACGCUCUUGAUAAGCAGAGUGAUAAGAGAUCUCUUCAAGCUUAAGGGUAUUCCUGGACCAUGGGAACUUCCCUUCCUAGCAGAGUUGAGAAUGAUCUUACUCCCAUUCACCGUACUUUAUCCAGUUCUUCAGAAAUAUAUUGAAGACUAUGGAGGAGUGUGCGCAAUUUACAGAACUGGACGGGUCUAUGUCAUGCUUUCUGAACCUGAAACUGUUGAGCCAGUGCUCAGCAGUUAUAACCAUAUUAAAAAAGGUGACUAUGAUUACGCAUUUUUAAGACCAUGGCUAAGAGAUGGGCUUUUACUUAGUGAUGGCAGCAAAUGGCGAAACAGAAGAAAACUUCUUACUCCUGCAUUCCAUUUCAAGAUUUUGGAAGAUGGAAUGAAGUGUCUUACUGAAAAAUCUGAAGAAAUAACUGAAAAACUACUAGCAACAAAAGGAGAACCUACGGAUCUGGAAGAUAUCAUUCGUUCAUCCACUCUUGGGGCUAUUCUUGAGACUGCAAUGGGUGUACCAUCAAGUGAUGCAAAUGGGUAUCAGCAACAUCAGCAAGAAUAUCAGAGUAAAAUAAAGGGAAUUACAGAAUCUAUAAUGAGGAGGUAUUACAGACUUUGGAAACAUAUUGAAAGUCUCUAUCGUCUAUCAAGUGAGGGCAAGGAAUUUUUUAAUGAUGUUAAUAGACUUCAGUUGUUUACAAAAAAGGUUAUUAAAGACAGAAAGCAGCUUUAUUUAAUUGAAAGGGAUUCCAAACCAGGAGAUAAAAAAAGUAAGAUAAAACCAUUCUUGGAUUGCCUUAUUGAGUUGAAUGUUUCUACUCCAGGAGCUAUUAGUGAAGAUGGAAUAGCUGAAGAAGUGGAUACUUUCAUGUUUGAAGGACAUGAUACUACUGCAUCAGCUUUGAAUUCAGCACUGUUUCUUCUUGCAAAUAAUCCAAUUGAGCAGGAAAAAGCGGCAGAAGAACAAAUGGAAAUUUUUGGUGAUGACAACAGAGUACCUUCAACACAUGACCUUAAUAAAAUGGAAUAUUUAGACAUGGUAAUAAAAGAGGUAUUACGACUUUAUCCCAGUGUUCCAAUAAUAACACGAUCUUUGACUGAAGAUCUCAAAAUAAAUGAAAGCAUAACUGUCCCAGCAGGAUGUAUCGCAGCUAUUAUGCCCUAUUUCGUUCAUCGAUCAGCGAAGCAUUGGGAUAAUCCUGAAGAAUUCAGACCUGAACGUUUUGAUACUGGAAUUUCUCGACAUCCUUUUUCUUUUAUUCCUUUUUCAGCUGGGCCAAGGAAUUGUAUAGGACAAAAAUUUGCAAUGAUGGAAAUGAAAACAAUGCUCUCAGCAAUAUUGAGAAAGUGUAAAUUGGAACCAGUAACAACUUCAUUUGAAAUCAUACCUACAGUUGUACUUAAGAGUGAUCAACCAAUACUAAUUAAAGUCCUACCACGAAAAUAAUUAGUUAAUAUAAUUCUUUGUCUUUCAUUUUUAUACGUUCUAGAUAGCUAUUAUUAUUUAAAAACAAAUGUAUAUUUUAAUAAAAUAAAAUUAUGGAAAUUGAUAGCUUUA